This is a messenger RNA of Penicillium soppii, 1824 nucleotides long. Its product is annotated as transcription factor TFIIIB subunit BDP1. Gene Ontology annotation, molecular function: TFIIIC-class transcription factor complex binding. Lineage: Eukaryota; Fungi; Ascomycota; Eurotiomycetes; Eurotiales; Aspergillaceae. The coding region runs from base 1 to 1824 and encodes 607 amino acids. Gene Ontology annotation, cellular component: transcription factor TFIIIB complex. The transcript has 2 exons. Gene Ontology annotation, biological process: RNA polymerase III preinitiation complex assembly. The record is from RefSeq and is a predicted model, not a curated record.
AUGAAGUCCUUUUCUAGUGUGAUCAACAAAACGGGCAAGAAGUUUGCCCCAAAGGCGCCCGCCCGCCGCGCACCCGCUGCACCACCAAGACGACCAAGUGUCACUCAGCGGUCGCCAGCCGAAACUGCACAGCCUGAACCUAUUCCAGAAAAUAAAGAGCAAGAUGGAGCUUCUGAGUUGCCGACUCCCGUGGCUGCAGAGCCCGAAAAGCCUGCGGUCAUUGAACAGUCACCAGCCUUGGUUGCUCCACCAGUGAUGGAACAAACUCCCACCCCCGCUCCUACCACUUCUCAAAUCGUUACCCCCGCAACCACUCCUGUUCCCACAUCAAUUGCCAAACCAACUGCGAUCUCCAAACCGACUACAAUCCCGAACCCAACUGCCAUCUCUAAGCCCACUGCGGUUCCUCCCCCGCAAAAGCGCAAAGUCGAGGCUAUCUCCCAGCCUGAACCUACCACAACCGCACCGCCUACACUUCCAUCUACUCAAUCUACCCCCCCUAAUAUUAACACUCCAAUCAAUGAAACUCAACCUGCUGCGGAACAAGCCCCAGAACAAGCUCUCCUGGAAUAUGCUAGAGUUGAGGCCGCGCGUGCCGCAGGGGAGUUAGUGGACAAGACCGAGGCUCAAAAACAACCUCACCCUCAACCUGCCACCCAAAAUUCCCAGGUCGAUGCCCCCCCACCAGCCAAGCGCGCUCGAAAAGCGGUUCCCACACCCACCGCGAAGCCAAAUCGCAAGAAGUCUACAUCUGCAGCGCCUUCUACCUCCUCUAGCCGACGCGGCUCUCAGUCAGUUGUGCCCACCAUUGAAGAUUCCGCGGCCAUUCCGGGUGACUCUACUGUCUCGACUCCUGAUCCUACCACAAAGCCGAAAAAGCGAAAGUACUCCAAGGCCGAGACUUCUGAGCCGGAUGGAACCGAGAAACCGAAGCGCACCCGCAAGAAGCGUGAGCCGACUCCUGAAGGGGCCGAGAGCGUGGAGAUCUUGCCAAACGUCAUAAAGAUGUCAGAGCUGUGCAAGGACCUUCGGACCGGAAAGAAAUCAAAGCGAGAGGCCGAGUUGCGCAAGUUAGAUCAGGCGGAAGAGGAACGCAAGAAGCAAGGCGGCGCAGCCGGUUCGGGAACCCCCGUCAAGGAGCCGGAGCGGGAGAAAACUGAACAACCGGUCGACUGGAAGCCCCAAUCUGGCCCGAAGAUGCGCAUUGUCAAUGGCGAGAUUGUGUUGGACAAUACAUCCUUGCAGGUUGAUCGCCACGCUGAUGCUGCACGGGAGGCCGGCGAUCUGGAGGAUGUGGUAGAGAGCUCUUUUACCCGGAAGAUCAACCAAGCUUCGUACGGUAAACGGUCAAAAACCGAAACAUGGGACGAGGAUCUGACGGACCUCUUCUAUCGCGGCUUACGCAUGUUCGGCACCGAUUUCAUGGUCAUCAGCAAGAUGUUCCCCGGCCGAUCUCGUCGACAGAUCAAACUGAAGUUCAACAAUGAAGAGCGCCGCGAUCCACAGCGCAUCAAGGAUACACUGCUCGGCCCCCGAGAGGCUAUUAGUCUUGCCGCCUACUCGGAGAUGACGAAUACUGUCUACGAUGACCCCAAAACCGUCCAAGAAGAACUUGACGAGGAGAAGAAGCGCAUCGAGGAUCAACACGUUAAGGAGAAGGAGCUUCAAGAAGAAAUUCUGCGCAACCCUACUGGUGGAGAAACCAAGGAAGAGAAGAACGACAAGGCCAAUUUGAAGAAGACACGCAAGAAGCAGGUGAAGAAUACUGGAGGAGGCGGUACUGAAGAGGUUCUGGGAUCAAUCGAUGACUUUCCCAUGGCCUAA